Tripterygium wilfordii is the source of this 763-nucleotide messenger RNA. RefSeq lists its product as uncharacterized. Lineage: Eukaryota; Viridiplantae; Streptophyta; Magnoliopsida; Celastrales; Celastraceae. The record is from RefSeq and is a predicted model, not a curated record. The coding region runs from base 60 to 479 and encodes 139 amino acids. The transcript is spliced from 2 exons.
AAGUUUGUGGUGAAAUACUUCGGAAGGACCCCUCUUUGGAUUUUGAAACCACGUACGCCAUGGUUCGUCGUGAUGCUCACCGCCGCUUGCUCACUCCUCCACCACAGGUGGACGCUUCCGACACUGUUGCUUUGUUCACUCGGCGCUCUAAACCUUCACAGCCCAGAAAAUCUAUCCCAAAUGAUGGUUCCUUAUCCCGCAGUUUUGAGCUUGGUAGUAAAUCCAGGUCUUGCACCCACUGUGGUGGAACUGGUCAUACCAAAGCUAGAUGUUAUGAGCUGAUUGGUUAUCCUGACUGGUGGGAUCCAGCCAAAGCUCCUACCAAGCGCACGACUCAACCAUCUCCGGCUAAGGCACACCAUGUCUCAACAGAACCUACAGAACCUGCUAUUCCAACCCCUGCCGAGUUUACUGCAAAUCUUGCCACUACAGAUAAUGAUGGACAUUCGCACUCGGAAGACAAUUGGUUAUGGUACUAGAAGAGGGAAGCUAUAUUAUCUUGAUCUCCAGCCUGAAAGUACAACUCAACUUACUAAAGCUCUUACCGUGGAAGGCUCUCCUAUUCUCAAACCAACACCAGAAUCCGAGAUUUGGUUGUGGCAUCGCCGUUUAGGACAUGUCUCUUUUGGCUAUUUACGAAAGUUAUUUCCUAGUUUGUUCUCAAAGUGUUCUGACUUGAUGUUCAAGUGUGACAUUUGUGAGUUGGCCAAAAGCCAUCGGGUUUCUUUUCCACUAAGAAUGAAUAAAAGCUCUUUUCCCUUCA